Messenger RNA from Plasmopara halstedii, 321 nucleotides. RefSeq lists its product as uncharacterized. The record is from RefSeq and is a predicted model, not a curated record. The transcript has a single exon. NCBI's taxonomy places the organism in Eukaryota, Oomycota, Peronosporomycetes, Peronosporales, Peronosporaceae. The coding region runs from base 1 to 321 and encodes 106 amino acids.
AUGAUUCAACGCUUUUCUCUUGGGCUAUCUGGUAAACAUAUUUCGAAGCUUAAUCGUAACAAACGGAUGCUUAUGCCUCAAAAUCGACAGACUACAUUACUCAGAAUCCCAGGCACCAAAUCUCUUCGUUGUGAGCCUACCGACAAUAUGUUUGGUCAAGUUCCCAUCGAUAUAAUGCUUGACCUGUCUAAUAUACAAUGGAUUUCUCCAAUGGUUUCACCGCGCUCGCAUUCUGCAAGGUGUUCGCUGAUUGCGUUGGUCAUGAUGCUCGCUUGGGAUGGCGCUACACAGUGCACGUACCAAUUUCACAUCGUGGCGUAA